CUGGACGUUUCUCACGUCAUUGAUCGAGGGAAUUAUACUGGCAGUUCUCAGCUCUACAGCGCCAUUCUCCAAUCUCGUGUCACCAUAUACAGAUACUCUCUCUAAAGAAGACGCAUUAACUCCUUGACAGGAAGUGAUCCGCGGGAAACGACUUCUCACAGGAAACAUUUUCGUGUUCAUUUAAGUUAAACACCAGUGAUCAAAUGCGUAAGGUUGGAAAAAAGAUUAUUGGGAGAUCUUGCACAAAUAAACUGCUACUUCUGUAGAAGCGCAAGGAAAUUAUUCUAAUUUGUUAGGAGAGGAAAAUGGAUUUAAAUACUAAUAUUAUUGCAUGUUUUAAAUAAAUUGAUAUUUAAAAAAACAACAAAAUAAUUCGUUUAAAUGAAAGAAACAAAAUAUAAAUAAUACAUUCUUAAUUUAACAAAUUCUUUGAAAGUAGAAAAAAUAUGGAACCACAUCAAGGAAACAUGACUGGAAAUGCGACAAAUUUUACUGUAGGCGGCAGGCUGGGACCGUCAUUACCAGCGAUGUAUAUAGGUGCUGGGAUUAUGCUCAUUGCGCUACUUCUAGGCUUAUUUGGAAACAUACUUGUGAUGAUUGUUGUUCUCCGGAGAAAAGAUAUAACAAAUAUCAUUCAUAUAUUUGUUGUAAGUUUAUGUAUUAAUGACAUAUUAAAUCUAAGCUUAAACAAUACAUUAGUAACAUCAUCAUAUAUGAUAGGAAAGUGGCCAACAGGACUGCUUGGAUGUGAAUUGUCGACACACUUUACCGUAAUUUUGAUGGGUUCGUCACUUUGGCAUACUGGACUCAUUGCAAUCCAUAGGUUAGUAGUGGUCGUUUUCAAUAACUUUUAUAAGAAAAUUUCUAAAAAGGGAUACACUAUAUUUUUGCUGGUUUUCUGCAGAGUAGUACCACUUCUGUUUCUAUGCCAGCCGUCGCUCGGCAACAUGGCAUACUAUGAGCCAAAACUGCUCAGAUGUAUUGUAAAAAAGGAUUACGGUCCAUUCACGCUGCUUGUUAGUGUAUUCCUUAUGAUGAUACCAUCCAUAAUUCUAAUUAUAUGUUAUAUAGCGAUUUUCAUCAAAGUACACCAAUCUUCUCAAGCAUUUCGGGCAUACAGGCAGAAAGAAUGGCUUAAGCGUGAAAUUCAGAUUACGAAAAUGUUUGGACUUGUAUUUCUGCUUAUAAUGAUUGGAUAUAUUCCGUAUGGAAUUGUACGAGCAAUUGACAAAAAACUGUCUCUAGACGCUGAUUUCUACGUUGCAAUUACCGUAUUCUUUGCUGUCGCAAACUGUUUUAACCCGGUUAUUUACGGUGUGAUGGAUCGCCAAAUACGAAAAGCUUGUUUUGAAGCGUUACAUGUUAAGUUUGGUAACGAUUCUUCCCCUGAAUUUCACAACAAGGAGACAAUGACGAAUCACACACGAAUGUCUAUUGAUGAUACCACAGCCAUACCCUUGAAGGAGCACUGUGCAAAUAACCACAUCGACGAGGAGGAUUCCUAAAUUGUUCUCUUUUUCAUUAAUUCUAAAGAAAAGGGGCGUCCAUUUGUUUGAAAUGUCAUAACUUCAGUAACAUAUGUGCGCUAAAUUAUAACAAUAUGAUUAAAUCGUAUUGACAGUAUUUAUAUACAAAUACUUGAAAAUUGAAAUAAAUAUUUUAGAGUAUAAGUCCAAAUUGACAAUCAAACUUUGCUAUUGCUCUUGAUUGUUUUAAGUGUAUAUGUAACAGUUUGUUUGAAUUUUUUGUGAUAUAAAUUCUGCUUUAAAAUGUAAACACACAACUGAAUUAUACUUAAUAGGAACUAACAAUUUCUGAAAGUAUGUUUGAGCAUAUACAUGUACCAUGGAUUGACUUGGAUUUUAAAAUUAAGGCUUGAGCAGAGCUCAGGGUAAGUUAUUGUGACAUUGUUUAAUUGGGCUUACGUGUGUUUUUGAUAUUUAUAUUGUGUUAUUAUAUAGUAACACAAAUAUUUCGUGUAAUCAAUAUUAGUGACUUUAAUUGUGGUAUUUCGUUCAUGUUACUUCAAAUAUUGAAAUAUCUUAAUAUUAUUUAGAUUACAUAAAAUAAUUGAUCAUUAUACGGUGCAGACGACAACAUUUAUCAUAUCUGCCUGAAAGGCAAAUGACUUUAAUGUACAAAUUGUAUAGUUAUGCUAAUAAAUGUUCAUUUUUU
Molecule: messenger RNA, 2175 nt
Organism: Ruditapes philippinarum (Manila clam)
Lineage: Eukaryota; Metazoa; Mollusca; Bivalvia; Venerida; Veneridae
Product: melatonin receptor type 1A-like
Exons: 1
Coding region: 447-1505 (352 amino acids)
Biological process (GO): G protein-coupled receptor signaling pathway
Cellular component (GO): membrane
Molecular function (GO): G protein-coupled receptor activity
Source: RefSeq, a predicted model, not a curated record